GCCCUGGUAACGGAGGAAGAACUCAGGGACCGUCAGAAGCCAUGAGUAAUUCGUGGGAACCUAAACGUUUUCCUUCAGACUCUUUGAAAGCCGUGGAGGAUGAAGAAGAUAUAAUAACUAUGUUUGACAUGGUCUACGGCAGAAUGAAUGAGAAGGUUGUGCUGCAGCAGCUGAUAAUGGUUGCCCGACUCCCCUUUGAUCCUGCUGAUAGAACAGAGCUGGGAGCAGCUCGUUAUGAAAAUUUCAAUGUUCACUUAUGCAAACAGCACAUGUGGGAUCAGGGAAUCACAGGGCUGCUGCUGAUCUAUCCGUCCUGUCUGCUGCAUGUCAUUGAAGCAUCUGAACACAUAGUGGAUUGUUUUUUGAAAGACCUUCAAGCCACGCAGCAACAUGCAGACUUCACCUGCCUGGAAGCGAAGAUUGUUUUCAUGAGCCAUAAUCUGGAAAGUAGACAGUUUCAGCAAUGGAGCUACAUGGUGCUGGAUGCAGGUCUGGUUGCUAGGAACCCUGUGGCCAGGAGGCCUGAAGAAGAUGAGGAGAGCAUAGAGAGUUUGGUCUCCAGUGUCCUGACACCACUGCAGAAUCUGGUUCUUCCUGGAUCCGUCUUGGAUGAGAAUCCAGAGCUUUUAAUCCCCCCGGUGAUUUUGGAAAAUCUUUUGGGUCGAGAUGAACUCUUAAGUCCACAGCAGUACCUGGAGAUGUACCAAUCCCCCUUAAACAUAAGCAUUGAAUUUGGACAAGCCAAUCUAGAAUCUUACUUCUAGAGCUUCCAUCCAUAAGUCCGUCUGAGCACCAUAGAAAAUGUAUUUUAUAGUGAACUCCUGUAUUAAAAACAUGAUAAAGAACAUGCUGGAAACUGAAUUUGUAGAAACCUUGUAAUAAAUGAAACACUGUUUUUAAAGCUCA
Molecule: messenger RNA, 906 nt
Organism: Girardinichthys multiradiatus
Lineage: Eukaryota; Metazoa; Chordata; Actinopteri; Cyprinodontiformes; Goodeidae
Product: testis-expressed protein 47-like
Exons: 8
Coding region: 42-764 (240 amino acids)
Molecular function (GO): blue light photoreceptor activity; FAD binding
Source: RefSeq, a predicted model, not a curated record